AUUGGCGCUCUAUUUUAAACUGGUAAUCUUAUUGGUAGGGCCCUGUUAUAAAAACGCCCUAUUACACAGGGUGUUUGUGAAGGGCGCUGAUUUUGUUAGAGGAAGCUGCAACGUUCGUAAAGUCACUGAGAUACGCAGAAUGAAGGGUCAUGUGCUGAGCAUCUUUGUCUUCUGUGCAGUUCUUGCAACUGCUUACAGCCUCAAGUGCUACUCUUGUUCGGGAUCCGAAGAGAAAUGUAGCAAGAGCAAACUGGAAGCAAAUAAAGCCAACAUGUCGGUAGACUGCUCAGACGGUGAAUGCAUAAGGACCUGGGUCAAAAAAGACAACCAUACCGUAACCAUUGUGGAUAACUUUUGUAGCAGCACCUGUGAAGAAAUAAAAAAGGCUUGUGACGCGUUUAAAGACGGGAAAUGCGCAGUCGGCUGCUGUGACUCCGACUACUGUAACGCGGGGUCUGUAUAUUCUUCCAGUGUAAUCCUGAUGAUCGUUACCUCUGCCUUGGGUCUGGCACUACUGAAUUAGGCUGGUAAAGAAGAAGGAAUCCUAGCACGUUGAUAUACGUAGAUUUUUUUUUCGUAUUGAGGUUUUCCAUGUGUAUGAAACCCUUAACGGUUUCAAAACAAAAAGUUAGAGAAGGAAAUUUGUAGUUGGCUUUUUUAUGUUUUAUUGUGUGAUCUCAACUUAUCAAGUUCUUCGCUACUUUAUGGUGAAAAAUGCUUGAGUUACUACACUGAUGUAGUUUCAACGGUCUUUUUGAUAUUAAAUGGAUUCAAUUAA
Messenger RNA from Pocillopora verrucosa, 778 nucleotides. The record is from RefSeq and is a predicted model, not a curated record. NCBI's taxonomy places the organism in Eukaryota, Metazoa, Cnidaria, Anthozoa, Scleractinia, Pocilloporidae.